AUGGGAAGAAUCAAACCAUCUCUAGUUGUUGCUUCUGCAUUAUGUCUCUUCUUAUCGUUGGCCGUAAACGCGGAGGAUCCUUACCUAUUCUACACAUGGACCGUCACUUACGGAACCAUAUCCCCUCUAGGUAUACCCCAACAAGGCAUCCUAAUUAACAACCAAUUUCCCGGUCCCAAAAUCAACUCUACAUCCAACAACAACAUUGUUAUCAAUGUUUUCAACCAUCUCGACGAACCUCUCCUCUUCACAUGGCAUGGUAUUCAACAGCGAAAGAACUCUUGGCAAGACGGAACACUAGGUACCAUGUGCCCCAUUUUGCCAGGGACUAAUUUCACUUAUCAUUUUCAAGUCAAGGAUCAAAUCGGAAGUUACUUCUACUUCCCCACAACCUCUCUUCACCGCGCCGCCGGUGGUAUAGGCUCCCUAGUUAUUCACAGCCGCGACUUAAUUCCCGUCCCUUUUGAUUCCCCAGCCGACGACUUCUCUGUUUUGUUGGGUGAUUGGUUUCUCAAGGGCGACAAAGGGAGUAAAAGGGUACUAGACGGAGGUCGCUCGCUUGGCAGGCCUGAUGGGAUUCAGAUCAACGGAAUGUCUGGCAAAGUCGGGGAACAUGGAGAGGCCCUCGCUACAAUGGAACCUGGAAAGACUUACAGGUAUAGAUUCUGUAACGUGGGCAUGAAGACUUCAGUUAACGUGAGGUUUCAAGGCCAUAGCAUGAAGCUAGUGGAGAUCGAGGGGUCACAUACGAUACAAAACGUAUACGACUCCCUCGACAUCCACGUCGGCCAAUGCGCGUCCGUCCUAGUGACGGCCGACAACGUUCCAAAAGACUACUACCUCGUGGUCUCCACCCGGUUUUUGAAGAAUCCUCUCCAGGCCGUCCGUAUAAUCAAAUACACCAACGGUCACGAACCAGCUUCCAGUGUUCUUCCUAUGGUUCCAUUCGAUUUAACCGAAAACGACAUAGCCUGGUCGAUAAACCAAUUCAGAACAUUCAGAUGGAACCUAACCGCAAGCGCAGCCCGUCCAAACCCACAAGGCUCGUACCAUUACGGCGGCAUAAACAUAACAAAGACAAUCAAGUUCGUAAAUUCGAGGAGUCACGUUAACGGGAAACUAAGAUACGCCAUCAACGGUAUCUCCCAUGUGGAUACCGAAACCCCAUUAAAACUCGCCGAAUAUUACGGCGUUCACGACAAGGUCUUCGAGUAUAACGUCAUCAAUUCGAAUGAAUCUGAGAUUAAGAUUGCGGCGAACGUGGUAAACGCGACGUUCCGUAAUUACAUUGAGAUUAUAUUUGAAAAUAGAGAGAAGACGAUACAGGGUUAUCAUCUGGAUGGGUACUCGUUUUUCGCGGUGGCGAUUGAAGCGGGGAAAUGGAGUGCUGAAAAGAGGGUGAACUAUAACAUGUUGGAUGCGAUUAGUAGACAUACGAUUCAGGUAUAUCCGGGGUCUUGGGCGGCGGUGAUGUUGACGAUGGAUAAUGCUGGAAUGUGGAAUAUGAGAUCGACGAUGGGGGAGAAGAUGUAUUUGGGACAACAGCUUUAUUUUAGUGUUCUUUCGCCGGAACAUUCACUUAGAGAUGAAUAUAACCUUCCAGAAACAUCUAUUCGUUGUGGUGUUGUCAAGGGUUUACCAAACCCACCACCUUAUAGUGUUUAAUCAUCAUGCACCAUAUUAUUA
Impatiens glandulifera is the source of this 1686-nucleotide messenger RNA. Its product is annotated as L-ascorbate oxidase homolog. NCBI's taxonomy places the organism in Eukaryota, Viridiplantae, Streptophyta, Magnoliopsida, Ericales, Balsaminaceae. The coding region runs from base 1 to 1665 and encodes 554 amino acids. Gene Ontology annotation, molecular function: copper ion binding; oxidoreductase activity. The record is from RefSeq and is a predicted model, not a curated record. The transcript is spliced from 2 exons.